Bombina bombina (fire-bellied toad) is the source of this 1593-nucleotide messenger RNA. It is a transcript of the gene SDCBP2, whose product is annotated as syndecan binding protein 2. NCBI's taxonomy places the organism in Eukaryota, Metazoa, Chordata, Amphibia, Anura, Bombinatoridae. The coding region runs from base 138 to 1019 and encodes 293 amino acids. The transcript is spliced from 9 exons. Gene Ontology annotation, cellular component: plasma membrane; cytoplasm. Gene Ontology annotation, molecular function: protein binding. The record is from RefSeq and is a predicted model, not a curated record.
CCCUGUUUCACGUCAGAUACAUAACAAGACUGAGCGCAGGGAAGGGAGAGCAUAGUCAGGGAAUCUACAGAGCUGAACAGUACACAGAGUGCACAUCCCAAUUUGAAGACUGUAAUCUACUUGCUAGUUCACUUAAAAUGUCUCUCUACCCAUCUCUAGAGGACCUCAAGGUGGACAGAGCCCUGCAGGCUCAGUCUAACCAAGUUAUCCAGAGGCCCCAGGUUGCAGCCAUAAUGCCAGCCAGUGGGACAGCAACACCAGGUCUGUACCCCAACCUAGAGGAGAUCUCCAACUACAUGGGACUGUCACUAAGUGAUGAAGAAAUCAAGCUGAACAUGUCCCUAUUGCCCGUAGAGUCCAACGCAGUGGUGGUCCCCCACACUCUGGAAAAUGGAUUGGUGGCUCCAGUGACAGGAAAUAGUAUUGGGCUGAGAAGAGCAGAGAUCAAAGUCGGAAUCCGGGAGAUGAUUCUCUGCAAAGAUGAACACGGGAAGGUGGGACUGAGGCUGAAAGCUGUAGACAAGGGUAUAUUUGUACAGUUGGUGCAGGUGAAUUCUCCAGCUGCUCUGGUUGGAUUGCGGUUUGGAGAUCAGAUUUUGCAAAUUGAUGGUCAGAGUUGUGCAGGGUGGAGUGCUGACAAAGCUCAUAAAGCAUUAAAAAAAGCAGGACAAGACAGGAUCAGUCUGGUAGUGCGUGACCGGCCCUUCCAGCGCACUGUCACCCUACAGAAGGACAGUAAUGGACAUGUUGGAUUCAUACAUAAGAAAGGUCUAAUUACCUCUUUGGUAAAAGAUGGAUCUGCUGCCAGGAAUGGGUUGCUUACUAACCACUACCUAUGUGAAGUAAAUGGGCAGAAUGUGAUUGGGCUCAAGGAUCGUCAGAUUGGGGAAAUUUUGACAUCAUGUGGACAAUCAGUCACAGUUACAGUGAUACCUAGUGUCAUCUAUGAACACAUUAUUAAACGAAUGUCCUCAGGGCUGCUAAAAUCAUCCAUGGACCACUCUAUUCCUGAAGUAUGAGACAAUCCCCAAAUGGAAACCUUAUCUAUGGUGUUUGGAGCAGGAAAACAUGGCAAACUCCAGGAUUUAGGAUACAUCCUUUAUUACCAUUUGCACAUAGAGCACUUUGUAUAACCAACUCAAAUACUGCAUCAGCUCCCAAAUAAAACAGUGUGUUACACGGGCUGUUAUUACUGUAUCUCAGUACAGUAACAUUCAAAAUGAAAACAAUAUGGCUAAUUCAAAAUUUAAGUUAUUUCUGUACUUAUGUUUGUUUUGCUCUUCUUUGUGGCCCUAUUAUAUUUUUACAGUACACUAGUUCUCCCGCCCAUUUUCAUGUCGCUGCGAGGGCAGAGUUUCUCAGGAUUUAAGAUGGGACAAUUAGCAGUUUAAACAUUAUGGUUUACACAGAUGUGUUCAUACAAGAUGUUGAUCUUUGAACAAAGACAGAUGGACAACUGCUCCUAUCAAAAUUACAGAACUAAAUAUAUAGAAAUGUAUUUACAUUAAAAAGAUGGAUUUGAACAUUUAUAUGGAAAAAAUAAUCCUAUGCCUUGAAAUUAAUAUAUUAAACUUGUAUAUAAAAAACAACAAA